CCGCGCCACGAAAGUCUGCGGAAUCAGAGGCGAAAAUGGAAUUAUGAGUCUCAGAAAUAAGGUGCUGACAGAACCACGUACGACCAGGAUCAGAAACCAUUAGCUAAUGUAGUGGAACGUAGAGGUGCAGAUUCCACCGAAAAGCGGAACGAUGUAAACGGACGUGUGACGUUUCUGCCCGGAUUUGGAGAGCCGCUUCCGUUGCUCAGCGGAAGUGUCGGUGGCAAGAACAGCCUGGGAAGAAUCCGCUCACCGCCGUUUUGAACAGCCGGAAUCAUGUCGAGUUUGGCGGUGAGAGACCCGGCAAUGGAUCGAUCACUGCGUUCCGUGUUCGUGGGGAACAUUCCGUAUGAGGCGACUGAGGAGCAGUUAAAGGACAUUUUUUCGGAGGUUGGUUCUGUUGUCAGUUUCCGGCUGGUAUACGACAGAGAGACGGGAAAACCCAAGGGUUAUGGUUUCUGCGAGUACCAAGACCAGGAGACCGCGCUUAGUGCCAUGCGGAACUUGAAUGGGCGGGAGUUCAGCGGGAGAGCGCUUCGGGUGGACAAUGCUGCCAGUGAAAAGAACAAGGAGGAGUUAAAGAGCCUAGGGCCUGCUGCGCCCAUCAUUGACUCCCCGUAUGGGGAUCCCAUCGAUCCAGAAGAUGCUCCUGAAUCAAUUACCAGAGCAGUCGCUAGUCUCCCUCCGGAGCAGAUGUUUGAGCUGAUGAAGCAGAUGAAGCUCUGUGUCCAAAACAGUCACCAGGAAGCUCGAAACAUGUUACUUCAAAACCCUCAACUGGCUUAUGCGCUGUUGCAGGCACAAGUUGUGAUGAGAAUCAUGGAUCCAGAGAUUGCUCUAAAAAUUCUUCAUCGCAAGAUACAUGUCACACCACUGAUCCCAGGCAAAUCUCAGUCUGUGUCUGGUCCCGUCUCUGGCCCUGGCCCUGGCCCUGGACUCUGCCCAGGACCCAAUGUUUUGCUGAACCAGCAGACUCCUCCAGCACCUCAGCCUCAGCAUUUGGCUAGAAGACCUGUGAAAGAUAUUCCUCCUCUGAUGCAGACCCCUAUCCAGGGUGGAAUUCCAGCCCCCGGGCCAAUACCAGCUGCAGUUCCUGGACCUGGUCCUGGUUCCUUAACUCCUGGUGGAGCAAUGCAGCCUCAAGUUGGAAUGCCAGGGGUUGGCCCAGUGCCUUUAGAGCGGGGACAGGUGCAGAUGUCAGAUCCUAGAGCUCCUAUGCCUCGUGGACCCAUGACUGCUGGUGGCCUGCCUCCUAGAGGACUGUUAGGAGAUGCUCCAAAUGACCCACGUGGAGGGACUUUGCUUUCAGUCACUGGAGAAGUUGAGCCCAGGGGCUAUCUUGGGCCACCACAUCAGGGUCCACCCAUGCACCAUGCCCCUGGUCAUGACAGCCGUGGCCCUUCCUCACAUGAGAUGAGGGGAGGGCCAUUAGCCGAUCCCAGACUGCUAAUUGGAGAGCCCAGAGGACCCAUGAUAGAUCAAAGGGGUCUACCUAUGGAUGGCAGAGGUGGUAGAGAUUCUCGAGGGAUGGAGACCCGAGCCAUGGAAACUGAGGUCUUAGAGACACGAGUGAUGGAGAGAAGAGGAAUGGAGACCUGUGCAAUGGAAACCAGAGGGAUGGAAGCAAGAGGCAUGGAUGCAAGAGGAAUGGAGAUACGAGGCCCUGGCCCCAGUUCGAGAGGCCCUAUGAACAGUGGAAUCCAGGGUCCUGUUCCCAUUAAUUUGGGGGCAGGUGGUCCUCAGGGACCCAGGCAGGUCCCAAGCAUUUCAGGGGUGGGAAAUCCUGGAUCUGGUAUGCAGGGGGGAGGCAUACAAGGAGCAGGCAUGCAGGGGGCAGGCAUGCAGGGAGCAGGUAUACAGGGAGCUGGCAUACAAGGAGCAGGCAUGCAAGGAACAGGCAUGCAAGGAGCAGGCAUACAAGGAGCGGGCAUACAAGGAGUGGGCAUGCAGGGGGCAGGCAUACAAGCAACAGGCAUACAGGGGUCUGGCAAGCAAGGUGGAGGUCAGCCUAGCAGUUUUAGUCCUGGGCAGAGCCAAGUAACUCCACAGGAUCAAGAAAAGGCAGCUUUGAUCAUGCAAGUUCUUCAACUGACUGCAGAUCAAAUUGCCAUGCUGCCUCCUGAGCAAAGGCAGAGUAUCCUGAUUUUAAAGGAACAAAUCCAGAAAUCUACUGGAGCUUCUUGAAAGGUUUAAAAAAUGCUUGGCAGUAUCCCAGAAAGUUUUUGGUUUUUUUGUUGUUGUCGUUUGUUGUUGUUGCAUGGAGAAUGGCUGCAAAAAGCUAACUUCUGCAUCCCCUGUACUUGAAUGAUUAGGAUUUCCCUCCUGCCAGAACUAAUCUCAUUUCUUUUUGUUGUCUUUUUUUUCUGUUUUCCUUUUUAUUUUUAAUGGGGGCGGGGGGGGCGCUAGGAGUAAGAGGGAGUGGUCUGUUCACUUUAAUUCACUAUAAAUACACAAAAAAUAAUUCUGAAAAUAAUUAUAUUAUGCCAAAUAAGAUUACAAAGAAUAUGCAGCAAUAUUAAAAGUGUCUGCAAUAUGUUUACUACAUUUUU
Messenger RNA from Rhinolophus ferrumequinum (greater horseshoe bat), 2549 nucleotides. RefSeq names its product cleavage stimulation factor subunit 2 tau variant (gene CSTF2T). Lineage: Eukaryota; Metazoa; Chordata; Mammalia; Chiroptera; Rhinolophidae. The record is from RefSeq and is a predicted model, not a curated record. The coding region runs from base 277 to 2184 and encodes 635 amino acids. Gene Ontology annotation, cellular component: mRNA cleavage and polyadenylation specificity factor complex. The transcript has a single exon. Gene Ontology annotation, molecular function: mRNA binding. Gene Ontology annotation, biological process: mRNA 3'-end processing.